UUUGUCCAAAUCCCUCGUGGUACCGUCUCACCACACAUCUCAACACACCCUUCCCCCCUCUCGCUCUUUCUCUCUCCCUCUCACUGUUUUCUCUCUCUAAAACCAGACCUAGAGAGAGAAGAUAUAUAACCCAAAAGGACGUCGCGCAACAGCAAUGAAGCAGCAUCACACUUCCUCAGAAGCAGUAUCCUCAUCGUCAACGAUAUCAUCGUCGACAGUACCAUCAUCAUCGGAGCAAUCGCAGCCGCCCAUCACCACUCCGUCGCCGAGUCCAUCAAUGGGCGACGAUCCCUCCCUAGCCGCCUCUAGAGACGGCCACGGCCAAGAAUCGGUGACCGUCGAUCGCCGCACCGACUUCUCCGCCGUCUGCAAAUGGACGGUUCACAAUUUCCCCAAAAUCAAAGCUAGGGCACUGUGGAGCAAGUACUUCGAAGUCGGUGGCUUCGAUUGUCGUCUCCUAAUCUACCCUAAAGGCGACUCUCAGGCUUUGCCUGGCUACAUCAGCGUCUAUCUCCAAAUCAUGGACCCUCGCGGCUCAUCGUCCUCCAAAUGGGACUGCUUCGCCAGCUACCGCCUCGCAAUCGUUAAUCACGCCGACGAUUCCAAGUCUAUCCACCGCGAUUCGUGGCACCGGUUCUCCAGUAAGAAGAAAUCGCACGGUUGGUGCGAUUUCACCCCCUCCACUACGCUUUUCGAUUCCAAGUCUGGUUAUUUGUUCAACAAUGACUCCGUCCUCAUAACUGCCGAUAUUCUUAUAUUGAAUGAAUCCGUAAAUUUCACUCGCGAUAAUAAUGAAUUGCAAUCGGCCUCAUCCAUGGCUUCCAUGGUUGUGGCCGGUCCCGUGUCGGAUGUGUUGAGUGGAAAAUUUACUUGGAAAGUACAUAAUUUUAGUCUCUUCAAAGAAAUGAUAAAGACCCAAAAGAUAAUGAGUCCCGUUUUUCCAGCAGGAGAGUGUAAUCUUAGGAUUAGUGUCUACCAAAGUUCGGUUAAUGGGGUUGAGUAUUUGUCCAUGUGUUUGGAGAGUAAGGAUACGGAGAAGGCAGUGGUGUCUGACCGGAGUUGUUGGUGUUUGUUUCGGAUGUCAGUUUUGAACCAGAAACCGGGGUUGAAUCACAUGCAUAGGGACUCGUAUGGUAGGUUUGCAGCGGAUAAUAAGAGUGGGGACAAUACUAGUUUGGGGUGGAAUGAUUAUAUGAAAAUGUCAGAUUUUAUUGGAUCAGAUUCAGGGUUUUUGGUUGAUGAUACUGCAGUCUUUAGUACAUCCUUUCAUGUGAUUAAGGAGUUCAGCAGUUUUUCAAAGAAUGGGGGUUUGAUUGGGGUAAGGGGUGGAAGUGGUGGCACACGGAAGUCUGAUGGGCAUUUGGGGAAAUUCACUUGGAGGAUUGAGAACUUCACAAGGUUGAAAGAUCUUCUAAAGAAGAGGAAGAUUACGGGUUUGUGCAUCAAGAGCAGGAGGUUUCAGAUUGGGAAUCGUGAUUGUCGCCUGAUUGUUUAUCCUCGAGGGCAGUCUCAGCCACCAUGCCACCUUUCAGUCUUUCUCGAGGUUACAGAUUCACGAAAUACUUCCAGUGAUUGGAGUUGUUUUGUGAGCCACCGAUUGUCGGUUGUGAACCAAAGGAUGGAAGACAAGUCUGUUACCAAGGAAUCUCAAAACCGCUACUCAAAAGCUGCAAAGGACUGGGGCUGGCGAGAAUUUGUGACACUCACUAGUCUCUUUGAUCAAGAUUCUGGAUUUCUUGUUCAGGACACUGUUGUGUUCUCUGCAGAGGUUCUUAUUUUGAAAGAGACAUCCACAAUACUGGACUUGACUGAUCAAGACAGUGAGUCAAGCAACAGUGGUUCCCAGAUUGAUAAGAUUGGGAAAAGAAGUUCAUUUACAUGGAGAGUGGAAAAUUUCAUGUCCUUCAAGGAAAUAAUGGAAACUCGAAAAAUUUUUAGCAAAUUCUUUCAAGCUGGUGGAUGUGAGCUUCGAAUUGGUGUCUAUGAAUCCUUUGACACCAUAUGCAUAUACCUCGAGAGUGAUCAAUCAGUUGGGAGUGAUCCUGAUAAAAAUUUUUGGGUCAGAUACAGGAUGGCUGUGGUGAAUCAAAAGAACCCUGCCAAAACUGUGUGGAAGGAGUCCUCUAUUUGCACAAAGACAUGGAAUAAUUCUGUUCUUCAAUUCAUGAAGGUAUCGGAUAUGCUGGAGGCAGAUGCAGGAUUUCUUGUACGUGACACAGUUGUUUUUGUUUGUGAAAUCUUGGAUUGCUGUCCGUGGUUCGAAUUUUCAGACCUAGAGGUUUUGGCUUCCGAGGAUGACCAGGAUGCUUUAACCACUGACCCUGAUGAACUCAUUGAUUCAGAAGACAGUGAAGGAAUAAGUGGAGAUGAAGAAGACAUCUUUAGAAACCUUCUUUCCAGAGCUGGCUUUCACCUCACAUACGGAGAUAAUCCUGCACAACCACAGGUCACUUUGAGAGAAAAGCUUCUAAUGGAUGCUGGUGCCAUAGCUGGUUUCCUGACUGGACUUCGUGUUUAUCUCGAUGACCCUGCUAAGGUAAAGCGCUUGCUUCUUCCAACCAAACUCUCUGGCAGCAACGAUGGAAAGAAAGUCACAAAGACUGAUGAAUCUUCCCCCAGUUUGAUGAACUUGUUGAUGGGAGUUAAAGUGUUGCAGCAGGCGAUUAUUGAUUUACUUUUGGAUAUAAUGGUUGAAUGUUGCCAACCUUCGGAAGGAAAUUCUAAUGACGAUUCUUCUGAUGAAAACUCAAAACUUUCUCCUGGUGGCAGUGGAGCUGUCAGCCCACUGGAAUCAGAUCGGGAAAAUGGAGCAACAGAAUCUGCAGAAUUCCCUGUAUAUGAGAGAUUGGAUUCUGGGGUAUAUGAAAGUACCAAUGUGUCUGCUGUACAAAGCUCAGACAUGAAUGGUACUGUUGUACCUGAAAAAGCUGUUCCUGGACAGCCUAUAAGUCCACCAGAGACAUCUGCAGGGGGUUCCAUCGAAAAUGCUUCCCUUCGCUCGAAGACCAAGUGGCCAGAGCAAUCUGAGGAACUAUUGGGAUUGAUUGUGAAUUCACUGAGAGCCCUAGAUGGCGCAGUUCCACAAGGUUGUCCUGAGCCAAGGCGACGGCCCCAAUCUGCACAAAAGAUUGCUCUUGUAUUGGAUAAAGCUCCCAAGCACCUGCAACCAGACCUAGUUGCUUUGGUACCCAAAUUGGUUGAGCACUCAGAGCAUCCACUUGCUGCUUGUGCACUUCUGGAUCGACUUCAGAAGCCAGAUGCUGAACCUGCAUUGCGGAUACCGGUUUUCGGGGCUCUUAGUCAACUGGAGUGUGGCAGUGAAGUUUGGGAACGCAUUUUAUUCCAAUCUUUUGAGCUUUUGAGUGACUCAAAUGAUGAACCACUGGCAGCAACCAUAAAUUUCAUCUUUAAAGCAGCAUCUCAAUGCCAACAUCUUCCUGAAGCCGUCAGAUCUAUACGUGUUAAGCUAAAACAUCUAGGUGCAGAAGUGUCUCCUUGUGUCCUUGAUUUUUUGAAUAAAACUGUAAAUAGUUGGGGAGAUGUUGCUGAAACAAUACUGAGAGAUAUUGAUUGUGACGAUGAUUUUGGUGACAAUUGCUCAACAAUUCCUUGUGGGCUUUUCUUAUUUGGUGAAAACAGGCCUACUUCCGAAAGGUUGCAUGCAAUAGAUGAACAGGCUUUCUGUGCUACUCGGCAUUUUUCAGAUAUCUAUCUCCUGAUUGAGAUGUUAUCGAUACCUUGCCUUGCUGUUGAAGCUUCCCAAACAUUUGAGAGAGCUGUAGCUCGAGGGGCCUUUGUGGCCCAGUCAGUUGCCAUGGUCUUGGAAAGUCGCCUUGCUCAAAGAUUGAAUUUUAAUUCCAGAUUUGUUGCUGAAAGUUUUCAGCACACAGAUGUUGUAGUAGAAGGAGAAACCAAUGAGCAGCUAAGAGCUCAACGAGAUGAUUUUUCUUCAGUUCUCGGUCUUGCUGAGACAUUGGCUCUCUCUCGAGAUCCUCGUGUAAAGGGAUUUGUCAAGGUACUUUACACUAUAUUGUUUAAAUGGUAUGCUGAUGAAUCAUACAGAGGCAGGAUGCUUAAGAGACUUGUUGAUCGCGCCACCAGCACUACAGACAGUAGUCGUGAAAUAGAUUUAGAAUUGGAAAUUUUGGUUAUUUUGGUUUGUGAAGAACAAGAAAUUGUUAGACCAGUUCUGAGCAUGAUGCGUGAGGUUGCUGAACUUGCAAAUGUUGAUCGGGCAGCUCUUUGGCAUCAAUUGUGCACCAGUGAAGAUGAAAUUAUUCGCAUGCGUGAAGAGAGGAAAGCUGAAAUUUCCAAUUUGGUUAAAGAAAAAGCUAUCAUAUCACAAAGGCUUAGUGAAUCUGAGGCUACCAGCAACCGUCUUAAGUCUGAAAUGAGGGCUGAGGUGGACCGGUUUGCUCGAGAAAAAAAGGAGCUUUCUGAACAGAUACAAGAAGUUGAAAGUCAGCUAGAAUGGCUUCGAUCAGAGCGGGAUGAAGAAAUUACAAAGCUAACUUCAGAGAAGAAAGUUCUUCAGGAUCGCCUUCAUGAUGCAGAGGCACAACUUUCACAGUUGAAGUCUCGAAAACGCGAUGAAUUGAAGAGAGUAGUGAAGGAAAAAAAUGCUCUUGCUGAAAGGUUGAAGAGUGCUGAAGCUGCAAGGAAAAGGUUUGAUGAAGAACUAAAACGUUAUGCAACAGAGAAUGUGACAAGAGAGGAAAUUCGACAGUCACUUGAAGAUGAAGUUCGACGGUUGACACAAACAGUUGGCCAAACUGAAGGAGAAAAGCGGGAGAAGGAAGAGCAGGUUGCUCGAUGUGAAGCAUACAUUGAUGGAAUGGAAUCAAAAUUGCAAGCCUGCCAGCAAUAUAUUCACACCCUUGAGGCUUCGCUCCAGGAGGAAAUGUCCCGACAUGCUCCUCUAUAUGGUGCUGGUUUGGAAGCACUAUCAAUGAAGGAACUGGAGACAUUGGCCCGUAUCCAUGAAGAAGGGCUUAGGCAGAUUCAUGCCAUCCAACAGCACAAAGGGAGUCCAGCUGGCAGUCCUCUUGUGAGCCCUCACACCCUUCAGCACUCCCAUGGGCUGUACCCUCCUGCACCACCUCCAAUGGCUGUUGGAUUGCCCCCUUCUCUCAUUCCAAAUGGUGUUGGGAUCCACAGCAAUGGACAUGUGAAUGGGGCAGUUGGAUCCUGGUUCAACCAUAAUUGAAUCCUAGGCUUAAAGGCUCCUUUUUGCCAAUAUAGGCAGCACCCCUCUGAUUUGUCUAGCUGGCCUUGUUUCCUCUAAUAGAGCUGGGUUGACAUCUCAAUAUGAAGGGGUUUCUUUCUUUAUUAUUUUUUUUCUGAGUUCUUUCUUGGCAUUUUGACUGGUAGAGCUGUUGGAACACAUUGUGGGAAAAGAAAUGACAUAGAAUCUCAAGUGAAAGUUUGGAUGGAAAAAGGGUAGUGCUCUUUUAGUAGCAUGUUAGAAAGCUGCGUCCAAUAGAACUAGCAGUUGCAAAUGCCAUACUUUUUUGCCCUUCUUUUGAAGUCAAUUAUAGGCCUCUUUUGAAAAGUUGUUUUAAUC
Molecule: messenger RNA, 5563 nt
Organism: Vitis riparia (riverbank grape)
Lineage: Eukaryota; Viridiplantae; Streptophyta; Magnoliopsida; Vitales; Vitaceae
Exons: 10
Coding region: 155-5206 (1683 amino acids)
Molecular function (GO): protein binding
Source: RefSeq, a predicted model, not a curated record